Molecule: messenger RNA, 1878 nt
Organism: Cloeon dipterum
Lineage: Eukaryota; Metazoa; Arthropoda; Insecta; Ephemeroptera; Baetidae
Exons: 16
Coding region: 1-1734 (577 amino acids)
Molecular function (GO): signaling receptor activity
Source: RefSeq, a predicted model, not a curated record
AUGGCAAAAAGUGUUGACAGUUACGGAAGUCUACUUAUCAACCUCAGAACUCUUCAGAAUUAUAAAAAAUGCCUCCUUGAUUGCUCAUUCUCCACACGUCCGAAAGCCAAAUUGCCUAAGAAGUUUGAGCCCGUCUUCAAAGCAGAUAUUUAUGAAAAAUCCAUCAAUUGCAAUCUUCAACUCAAGAGAUUAUCUACUGAGUGUAACAAUUCUCUUCCAAUACCUGACCUGGAAAGGAUGGGCAUAGUGCAUGUUUUGUUUUCUGGAUACUGCAAAAGGAUUUCCUGGUACGCCGCCGACAAAUUUUGCCGCUCGAAAGGGCUGGUUUUGGCCAGAAUGGACUCGAAAGUAAAAGUCGAUCAACUUCUUUUUUACAUUGGCUCGUUAGUGAACGCAAAUAAGCUGCCAAAAAUGAGUGCGAGAAAUCCUCUGAAUAUUUGGGUUGGAGCAACCAGCGCAAGUCAAAAUAAUUUCUUUUGGGUGGACACUGGCCAACCAAUAGACGCCGAUUUUUUGUCUGCUCCUUUUGAGCCCGACACUGAUCAGUCAGCAAAGUGUCUCUACGCGAAUAUCACCUCAAAUCAGAAUGUAACUUGGCGAGAGUCUAGCUGCAGUUCAACCUUCUCUUUCUUAUGUGAAGUGCCCCAAUUGUGCUACUUCGAGAAAUGCAAAUCGAAGUUACAGAUAAAGGCAACGGACAAAAAUGCCAAGUUGGUGGGCAAUUGCAUUUCCCAGAAGUGUCCAACGUGUGAACUAUUUUAUAAAGCAGAUGAUUCCACCGGUAGAUUCUUCACAUUUAAUGAAAGAAAGUUCUUCAUCAGCGUAGUAAAAAGGUCAUUUGACGAUGCAGUUGCAUUUUGCUGCAGUCUUCAGAUGAGUCUCCUCGCUUUUAAAUCACGAGAUGAAGGAGUUGAAAUGAUGAGUGUUUUAAAAUCAAUUGGUUUUGAUUUGAGUUUCAGAUUCGAAAUGUAUCUUUACGCAAAAGAUGAAGCAUGCAAUGAAAAUUUUGUGUGGUGCGAUAAGCAAAGAAGAACCAUUGGGGCAGAGUAUUUCUGGGAUGAUAACGAGCCAAAUGAUUGCACGGGAAAUGAAGUAUGCGUUACCCUGGCGAUGGUUAAGGAUGUUCCAGUCAUCAGAGACGUGGCCUGUUUCUUCAAAUACCUAUUCAUUUGCGAAAGCCAGGAAUCUAGCAAUGAGACAAAUACUUUCAUCAAAAUGACGGCAAGACCAAUGUAUUUGGAAAACAAAUUGGAGUGUAGGGAAAAGGGCCGCUGCGUCUUUCCCUAUAAAGAAACUGCACCAGAUGCAAAGGCAGGAAUUGUUUUCAAAGCACUUGGAAGAACAUAUUUUGUUAGUAAAGAAAGGAGAGACUAUUGGAAUGCGUUUAAUCAUUGCUGUUCUAUGGGAAUGCAUUUGGCCACUUUCGAUUCGUGGGAGGAAAUUUUGGCAAUCAUCACCAACUACCAAGACAAAAUUACAUUUCGCGAAUUCCAGAACGCCAGGAUGAUGUUCAUUUCAACCUUUUACGUCAACAGUAACAAAGAGACGGUUUGGUGUUCUUCAGAUCAAAAAAUGAACGCGAGCGCCUUACCUUAUGGAUAUAAUGAACCAAAUAACGUGUAUCCUCCAGAAAAUGUUCUGGCGCUUUUCUCUGCAGCAACAAACAGCUACGGUUUGGGAGACGCAAACUCGUUUAUGCCGUGGCAGUACAUUUGUCAAUCACCAAAUAAUUAAGAUUUGAGAAAAAAAUCAAAAAAUCAAUUUCUUCCUAUUCUACGAAGAUACACAAACUUAAUUGAUCGUCUUAAAAUACAAUAAAAAUGCAUUAUUAUAAUUGUACUUCCACGUUGCUCUAUUUUAUUCACAAAUUAAUUCAUA